UGUUGCUUGUAGCAUUUUCCUGAUAAUUAUUAUAUUUUUAACUGAAGUAUAGGUAAAGACUAUGAUGCUACCUACUACAUUCUGUAUCGUGUUUUUCGACGUUACAGUCUUUUUAGUUCUGGCAGAGACUUUAAAAACGUAUACUAAAUGUGUUGAAGCAGGAACAACGUCGGUUAACAAAAUUCCGUUCUUAGAAAAUGAUUGCAAAUCCGCUGUAGAUGGUGCCAAAAUAUGCAAAGAAAAUGAUAAGUGCACUGUUUUCACCUACGAUGAUUUGAGUAAAAUGUGUUGUCUCUAUCAGAUGAAUCAUACAAUAAAGUGUGAUUUUAAUGAGAAAAAUGGAGGAAUGACUUUUACUACAGAAAAAGAUUACCUAGUUGACUGGCAGAGGUUUGGAAACACUUACUAUCUUUAUGAAAACACAACAAAGCUAUCUUGGGAUGAUGCAGCUGCAAACUGUCUAUCUAAAGGUGGAUAUCUGGUGGAAGUAACAGACGAAGCAGAGUUUCAGCUGGUUAAUUCAAUAAUAAACGAUGAUGUGUUUCUUGGAUGCAGACGUUAUAGCGGGAAUUUGCAGUGGAUCACUUCCGGUCAAAUAUUGCUUUCUAAUGAUACACGGUGGGCCCCUGGUGAACCAAAAACAGAGGAGUGUGUUCAGAUAUGGGCUGGGAAGUUUGAUGAUACCUCCUGUCUCGAUCAAAAGAAUUUCGUAUGUGAAAAAACUGUGUUAUUUGUUUGAGAACUACAGACCACAGAUAUGUCCACACAUUUGAAAAACAAAUUCAAAACCUCUCUCAAGUGCAUGAAAAUGACGAAGAACACUCUUUAAUUAUGUGUUGACGUAUUGUGCGUCCAAUUUGUUUAUAUAAAAUGAAGAAGAUGAAGUAAAUUAGUUUACU
Mytilus trossulus (common blue mussel) is the source of this 899-nucleotide messenger RNA. RefSeq lists its product as uncharacterized. The transcript has 5 exons. NCBI's taxonomy places the organism in Eukaryota, Metazoa, Mollusca, Bivalvia, Mytilida, Mytilidae. The record is from RefSeq and is a predicted model, not a curated record. The coding region runs from base 62 to 739 and encodes 225 amino acids. Gene Ontology annotation, molecular function: signaling receptor activity.